This is a messenger RNA of Microthlaspi erraticum, 5538 nucleotides long. The record is from the annotation of a GenBank genome assembly. NCBI's taxonomy places the organism in Eukaryota, Viridiplantae, Streptophyta, Magnoliopsida, Brassicales, Brassicaceae.
AUGGACUCCAUUGUAUGCACUGCACUGGAGGAAAUCUGCUGUCAGGGAAAUAAAGGGAUCCCUCUAGUUUCUCUCUGGUCACGGCUCUCUCCUCCUCCUCUAUCCCCUUCCGUCAAGGCUCAUGUCUGGAGAAAUCUGCUAUCGAUCCCUCAGCUCCAGUUCAAGGCGAAGAACACUGUGUACGGAUCGUCGGACGCUUCGAUUCAGCAGCUGGAAGAUGCUCAUACACUCGAUUUGAGGAUCGUCGCGAAUGAGAAGCUCCGAGGUAACUUCGUCGGCUUGUACGACGCUCAGUCCAAUAACACCACCAUCUCCGCAAUUCAGCGUCGCGUUCUCGAGCGCCUGGCCGUUGCGCGAGUCAAUGGCGUUGCACAGAAUCUGCUUGCUAAAGAGUUUGGUAUCGAAGGGAGGAACUUCUUUUAUAUAGUGAAGCAGCUUGAGUCUCGAGGUUUAAUCGUUAAGCAACCAGCAAUCGUGAGAAGAAAGGAAGUUGAUGGUGAAGGAGAUUCCAAAACCACCUCUUGCGUUAGCACCAACAUGAUAUACUUAAGCCGUUAUGCCAAGCCUUUGGGUUCCCAGCAGAGGUUUGAAAUUAGUAAAGAGGAGCAUGAGGAGCAUGAGGAUACUGCCGACGGAGAUGGUCAGGUUUCUGAGAGUACAAAAGAGGAUACGCUCAUUAAAGAUUUUCUACCAGCAAUGCAGGCAAUUUGUGAUAAGCUUGAAGAAGCUAACGAGAAGGUUCUAGUCGUCUCAGACAUUAAGAUAGACCUUGGUUAUGUGGGAUCACAUUCAAGGCACAGAGCUUGGAAAAGUGUUUGUCGCCGAUUGACAGAUUCUCAUGUAGCAGAGGAGUUUGAUGCUGUGGUGAACAAUAAGGUUGAACGAUGCCUCCGUUUGUUAAAAAGAUUUUCAGCGAAUGAUUUUAAAUACUCUGGGAAAAAACAAUUCCUGAAAUUCGGAAGGAGUAUUCAGAAAACGGAGCAAACUUUGGAGCUUGCAGUAGAUAAUCAAAUUUAUGAUAUGGUUGAUGCUGAAGGAUCUAAAGGCUUGGCUGUGAUGGAGGUAUGCGAAAGACUUGGAAUUGAUAAGAAGAAGAGCUAUUCUCGGCUUUAUAGUAUUUGUUCAAGAGUCGGGAUGCAUUUACAAGCAGAAAGCCACAAAAAGACUAGAGUAUUUCGCGUUUGGACUUCUCGUAAUGCAGGGUCCGAGUCUACUGAUCUGUUUCCUGAUAAAGCUGAAAAUAUUAGCAGGGAAAAUAACCUACCAAGUAAUGAUCUUGGCACACCGCAUGAUGCUAGUGGAUUGGCCCAGACCUUCAUCGAACACGGUCUUACAGUUUCUGAUGCUGAUUUUGCUACACCUGCAAGGUUAACUGAUUCUGAAACCAACUCAGGAGUUCUCCACGUUGCUACACCUGGAACGUUAACUGAUUCUGAAAACAAUUCGGGAGUUCUCGAUUGUUCGGCAUCUAAUUCCGAAAGAAGAAAUGUGCUUACGCGUCGUAACUUACAAGAAUCAUUCCAUGAGAAUGGUGAUAAGGUUGUUGAUGUUGCAAUGGGGUCCCCUGAUUUGGAUAUGUCAGAAAUGAACCAUCUCGUUCUAUCGAAUCCGGCUAAACCAAAAGUGCAUCAGCCUCAGCCGAUCACUGUUGAAAACGCUCGAAGAGAGCGGAGAAUACUUGAGCGCUUGAAUGAUCAGAAGUUUUUUUUGAGAGCUGAGCUACACAAAUGGCUUCGCAGUCUUGAGCAGGACAGGAGCUCCAAGGUGGAUAGGAAAACCGUUGACAGAAUUCUAAACAGGCUUCAACAAGAAGGGCUCUGCAAAUGCAUGAACCUUAGUGUCCCAAAUGUAACUAAUUGUGGUCGGAGUCGUAACUAUUUGGUAGUUUUGCAUCCAUCUGCUCAGACAUGGACUCCAGAUAUAGUUGGUGAAAUUCAUGAUAGGAUUAGGUCUUUUGAACUAGGACUCCGUGGCCAGAACUCAUCAAAGAGGAAAAGCAACGAGGCAAUUCCGAUAUUGAAUGACAUUCAGAGAGGUCAAACUAAUGUGGAUGUGGAUUCGCGAGCUAGCAAAUCAGGAGCCAUGCGAGCCAAUGGGUUUGUGCUUGCAAAGAUGGUUCGUGUGAAGCUGCUACACUGUUUCCUUUGGGACUAUUUUAGUUCUUUACCUGGCUGGGACAAUGCCUUCUCUUCUUCACAUGAUCGUAAAUUUGAGAAUUUAUUUGCACUUGAAGAUGCUUUUAGAGCCAUGCCACUCGAUUUAUUUUUACAAGUUGUUGGAUCUACUCAGAAAGCUGAUGACAUGAUGAAGAAAUGCAAAGAGGUUGUGCGUCUUUCUGAGCUUCCUACCGCAGAGUAUAAGCUUCUCAUGGAUACUUCUGCGACUGGUAGAUUAUCAAUGCUUAUUGAUAUUUUACGCCGGUUAAGGUUGAUUCAAAUGGUAAGUAAUAGACUCAGAAGCGAUGGCAUUGAGGAGAAGUAUGCCAAUUUAACGCAUGCAAUGGAGCUUAAGCCUUAUAUAGAGGAACCUGUGUUUGUUGCCGCUACACCCAAUCUCGUGUCUCUUGAUUUUCGUCCACGAAUUCGGCAUGACUUUAUUCUAUCAAAUAGAGAUGCUGUUGAUGAAUAUUGGCUAACUUUAGAAUAUUGCUAUGCUGUUGCCGAUCACAGCGCUGCUAAGCAAGCAUUUCCGGGAUCUGCUGUUCAAGAGGUUUUCCGUUUCCGCUCUUGGGCCUCAAGUAAUGUCAUGACAGCAGAACAGCGUGCUAAGCUCUUACAGCGUAUUGCAGCUGAUGAGAACGAAAAACUCUCAUUUAAAGAGUGUGAGAAGAUUGCUAAGGAUCUGAACCUGACCUUAGAGCAGGUAAUGCACGUCUAUCAUGUGAAGCAUGGACGACGCGUGAGACCAAAAUCAAAAGAUAAAACCUUCGCUGUAGAAAAUAGCCCUUCUUCAUCUUCUGGGAAAAGAAAAAGAGCAACUCCCAUAAAGACUUCAGGAGAAGAUGUCAGAUCCACCAGAGUAGAUGGACAGAGAGUUCUAAAUUCUGAUGCUAUUGAUGCCUCAAAUAGUGAGAAUUAUCUUAAGUCAUUACAAGAAGACCAAACCCCCAUUCCGAUGCACGAGGACAAUCAAAAGGAAACUGCAGACGUAAGGGAUCUUACUGAAGAUGAAGGCCAGUGUUCUUCCAUCAUCAACCGGUAUGCAAGUGCAAAGACCACAUCAACACCUUGUCAAAGAUUUUCGUGGACAGAUGAGGAUGACAGGAAAUUGUUGAGCCAAUAUGUUAGACACCGCGCAGCUCUUGGGGCAAAAUUUCAUGGAGUAAAUUGGGCCUCAAUUCGAGAACUACUGCCUGCACCUCAUUCAGCUUGCAAGCGACGGGUUCAAAUAUUGAUGAAGAAUGAUAAACUUCGGAAGGCGGUCAUGACACUUUGCAGUCUGCUCAGUGAGCGUUAUGCAAAACAUUUGGAGAUGAAACAGAAGUCUUUGCCCGAGAGCAACAGCCCACAUGUUUCUGUUAAAUAUUUAUCCCAGGCAAUUGGCGGAAUGGAUUCCGAUUGUGUUGAGCAUGGUAAAGAUAUUUCUUCUGAUGUAGAAAUAUGGGAUGACUUCAAUGAACCGAGUAUUAGUCAAGCCUUUAAUGAUGUUCUCGAGCUCAAGAAGAUGGCUAAACUGGUGGCCCGUAAACGAACAAGACCUGGCUCUCGGGAAUGGUCAAACAGAGAUAUUAUCGAUGAGGGGAAUGAAAUGGUUCCACCUGCAAUUCACUCGGAGGACAUUCAUAAUGUUUCUGUGGAUCAAGAUAAAGAUACAUCUCAGCGAUCUGGACAUUAUCGUCUUCAUCAAACUUUUAAGCCUUUAGAUGAAAAAGACGAUGGUAGUAAACAAGUACGGAAAUCUCUGGCAGUUUCGACUGCUGUAGAACUGUUAAAGCUUGUCUUUCUGAGCAUGCCUACUGCACCUGAUAUGCCAAAUUUGCUGGAAGAUACCUUACGACGAUAUUCAGAGAGAGACCUCUUCACCGCCUAUAGCUACCUCCGAGACAAAAAGUUCCUGGUUGGUGGAAGUGGUGGACAGCCAUUUGUCCUUUCUCAGAACUUCUUGCAUAGUAUCUCAAAGUCACCAUUCCCGGUUAAUACUGGGAAAAGAGCAGCCAAGUUCUCCAGUUGGCUUCUCGAACAUGAAAGAGACCUAAUGGCUGGGGGAGUCGCUCUUACUUCAGAUCUGCAAUGUGGCGAUGUUUUGAAUUUCUUCUCAUUGGUUUCUUCUGGUGAACUCGCUAUAUCUGUAUCCUUACCUGAGGAAGGUGUUGGAGAACCUGGAGAUCGAAGAGGUCUAAAACGUAGAGCUGAUGACAUAGAAGAAUCUGAAGCUGAUAGUGCUAAGAAAUUAAAGCUACUCGGCGAAGGUGAAAUCAACUUCCGAAAGGAAAAGGGUUUCCCUGGUAUAGCAGUAUCUGUUCGUCGUGUAAUCCUGCCAACAGCUAACGCAAUAGAGUUAUUUAAAGAUGAUGCCUCACGCACUGGUGAACUUCUCUUCAACCAGGGAGAAACAAGCAGUGGCUGUGAAUCUGAUGAUAUGAAGGAACUUUUAAACUCUACAGAUGCUACUGUCAUACCAGGCAGCCCUGGUGAUUCUCCCUGGCAAGCAAUGGCCAGUUAUGCUAGUUUUGUUACGGCCAAAUCUGCAGACGAGCAAGUGAGUUUAUUCAGCCCCGAGGUUUUCGAAACCGUUUCCAAUGCCCUUCAGAAGGCUGGUGACCAAGGUCUGAGCAUCGAAGAAGUCCAUCAUCUUAUUGACAUUCCAGACAAGGAAACUUGUGAUUGCGUUGUAGAUGUACUUCAGACAUUUGGGCUAGCUUUGAAGGUAAAUGGGUAUGACAUUGCCCGUGUUGUCCAUUCCUUCUACCGAUCAAAGUACUUUUUGACAUUGGAGGAGGGCAAAACUUCCGACAAAAAUGUUCAGCGGCCUUUACCAGUGAAUUACCUAGAGAGAGCUUUUGUGGAACAUAGGUCAAACGAAGUCUCUAGCAUCUGCAUAACUUCGCAGGACGAGCGAGAGCACGUUGCUGGGAACAGCGUUCACAAGGUUACGAUUCUUAACCUUCCUGAAAUGGCUCCAACAAGCGGUUUGCACGAAGCAUCUAUCAAAGCUCCAUCUGUUACUUUUGGAAUGGGUGAAAGAAAGGAAUCAGCUUCACCUGUGCCUAUAUAUCCAUGGGUAAACGCAGAUGGGUCCAUAAACAUAGCUGUCUUUGAUGGACUUGUUCGCCGUGUUCUUGGUACCGUGAUGCAAAAUCCCGGUAUUCCAGAGGACGAGAUCGUGAACCUAAUGGACGUACUAAAUCCUCAGAGCUGUAGAAAGCUUCUGGAGCUGAUGACACUGGACGGGUAUAUGAAGGUGAGGGAAUUGGUGCAAACCAAAUUCACCGGUCCUCCGUCUCUGUUAACCAGUCUUCUCUCAGCCGGUCCAAGAAAACCGGAGCUUAUCCGCCGCAAACACUUUUUUGCCAACUCUAAGGGACUUUGUGCCUUGUAA